Molecule: messenger RNA, 717 nt
Organism: Plectropomus leopardus (leopard coralgrouper)
Lineage: Eukaryota; Metazoa; Chordata; Actinopteri; Perciformes; Serranidae
Source: RefSeq, a predicted model, not a curated record
UGAAAUAUCUGAAUGUUGACACUGGAAUAGUCCUCCUGCGUUUCCCUAAAAGCUGUUAUAAACUCCUCUGGUCUGCAUUGCCUUUCAUCACCGGGAUUGAAACUCGUGGGCAGAAAAUCCCAUGUUUUCUGAACUGUUUGCAUGUGGGGGGAACAAUCAGAACAUGCCAGAAGUUUCUGGUGCGAUACAACACCCAGCAGCUUUGUCGAAUGCUCCCUAAAUGUAAAAACGAAGAAGACAAACGACAGGUUCAGAUAGAAAUCCUGAACUGCUCUCUAACAGGAGGAAACAAGGACGCAUUUAAGGAUGAACCAAAGAGUGAGGAGGAUGAAGACGAGUGACUUCACAGCAUGCAGUAGAAGGCAGCGGACUGUUUUUGUUACAGGACUGUUCGAUAGAAGAUAUGAAACAUUUGAAGAAAUGCAUAUCCAACUCUGUGGAAACAGUUUACUGGAGCUGCUCAGUGCAUUUGCUGCACAAGAAGAGCAACUGAGUGUUUUCCUGUGUGCAAUAGAGGGACACAUUACAUGAUGUUUGUCACAUGAGUAAUUUGAGUUGGCUUAAUGGCCUGAAGGUCAGUAUGAAAAUCCUUUAACUGCAAGAUGACACCUAACACUGUUACAGAAUUACUAUGAUUUGGUUGUUUUGGAAGCAAGUGUCACUAAAAAUAAAACUGUAACAACACAUAGCACAAAAUAAGAAUAUAGACAACUUUUG